AUGUCAUGUCUUGUUCUUGCGAACACUGUCUGGAUGGCAGCCCAGUUACAAGCUGAAGGGAGCAUUCUGGGUUCUUACCUAAGGGGGGACACUGACCUUUCUUCGCUGAGUACCACACGGUCUGUUUUCGUGAUUGGGGAGCAGUGUUUUGCAGCGAUCUUCGUAUUUGAAGUAUGGCUUCGAGUUAUCGUGCUUCGUGGCGCCUUCUUCAUGGUUUGGCUAAACUAUAUCGACUUUUUUGUGGGCAUCAGCUGCAUGGCUGAGCUGAUCAUGGUAAUUAAAGACGGUCAUGACAACAGCUUGGACAGCCUCUUCUUACUGCGCCUUCUUCGUGUUGGCAAGUUGGCCCGUGGCCUGAAGCUGGUCGGUCUCACAAGCAACCUGGCGCCCUUGCAGCUUCUGGUGAAGUGCUUGCUCUCCAGCCGCGCCAUGUUAUUCUGGACGUUCUGCCUGUUGGCGUUGCUGCAAUCUGUGGCCGGAAUUGUGCUGAACAUGUUCGCGCUUCAGUACAUCCAGGAAACCACGCACGACUCCAGUAAGCGUGAGGCCGUCUUUCUCUACUUCGGAACCUAUACUCACAGCCUCCUCAGUAUGUUUGAAAUCAUGUUUGCCAACUGGGGACCACCAUGUAGAGUACUGGUGGAGCACGUCAGCGAGUGGUUUUCGGUCUUCUUCCUGCUGUAUCGUUGUGUUUUUGGAUUUGCGCUGUUAAACGUAGUGAACUCGGUGUUUGUGCAACAGACCAUGAAAACGGCCAGCUCCGAUGAAGAGCUGGCUUUCAAGCAGAAGGAGAAGGACAAGUUGCUCUACAACAGGAAGGUGAGGAAGCUGUUCCAAAACAUCGAUGUUUCGGGAGACGGCGCUAUCAACCUCGAGGAGUUCACAAAGCUUGUGCAAUCGCCGAAGCU
This is a messenger RNA of Symbiodinium pilosum, 908 nucleotides long. The record is from the annotation of a GenBank genome assembly. NCBI's taxonomy places the organism in Eukaryota, Dinophyceae, Suessiales, Symbiodiniaceae.